Messenger RNA from Rasamsonia emersonii CBS 393.64, 2721 nucleotides. Its product is annotated as Kinesin family protein. Gene Ontology annotation, molecular function: ATP binding; microtubule binding; microtubule motor activity. The record is from RefSeq and is a predicted model, not a curated record. Gene Ontology annotation, biological process: microtubule-based movement. NCBI's taxonomy places the organism in Eukaryota, Fungi, Ascomycota, Eurotiomycetes, Eurotiales, Trichocomaceae. The transcript is spliced from 3 exons. The coding region runs from base 1 to 2721 and encodes 906 amino acids.
AUGGCUGCCGAAAGCGGCUCGUCAUCGAUCUCGGUGACGGUCAGGGUGCGGCCUUUCACAAUCCGAGAGGCUGCACAGCUUGCAAAGAACGACGAUACCCCGUUGUUCCUCGGCGAUGGCUCGCUCGCUGGCGUUCCCAGCACCCCCAAGCUUUCGCAAAAGGGCAUCAGACCAGUCAUCAAGGUCAUUGACGACAAAUGCUUAGUCUUUGACCCGCCGGAGGAUAACCCUGUCCAGAAGUUCUCUCGAAGCGUUGUUCCCAACGGUAAACGCGUCAAGGACCAGACGUUCUGUUUCGAUCGUAUCUUCGACGAAAACACAACACAAGCAGAGGUGUACGAGGCCACGACCAGAAGCCUGCUCGAAAGCGUGCUGGAUGGAUACAAUGCCACAGUCUUUGCGUAUGGCGCGACAGGUUGCGGAAAGACGCACACCAUUACCGGGACUGCACAGCAACCUGGAAUCAUCUUCCUGACAAUGCAAGACCUCUUUGAGAAGAUAGAAGAGAGAAAAGAGGAAAAAAUAACGGAAGUUUCGCUCUCCUACCUCGAGAUUUACAACGAGACCAUUCGUGACUUGCUUGUUCCUGGCAAAGGAAACUUAUCACUGCGCGAAGAUGCAAACCAAACGGUCUCGGUGGCUGGGCUAUCAAGCCAUCAUCCAAAGAAUGUGCAGGAAGUCAUGGACAUGAUUAUGCGGGGCAACGAGUGUCGCACAAUGUCUCCCACCGAAGCCAACGCAACUUCCUCUCGGUCCCAUGCUGUUCUGCAAAUUAACGUGGCCCAGAAGGACCGCAACGCGGACGUUAAUGAGCCCAUGACUAUGGCCACAUUGAGCAUCAUCGAUCUUGCAGGGAGCGAGCGAGCAAGCGCGACGAAAAACCGAGGAGAGAGACUCCAGGAGGGAGCAAAUAUCAACAAGUCUUUGUUGGCCUUAGGAAGUUGCAUCAACGCCCUUUGUGAUCCGCGCAAACGAAACCAUGUCCCCUACCGAAACUCCAAGCUCACUCGGCUUCUCAAAUUUUCUCUUGGUGGUAACUGUAAAACAGUCAUGAUUGUCUGCGUCAGUCCGUCAAGCCAGCACUUCGAUGAGACUCAGAACACAUUACGCUACGCGAAUCGAGCGAAGAACAUCCAGACGAAGGUUACGAGAAAUGUGUAUAAUGUGAACCGCCACGUCAAGGACUACCUGGUGAAGAUUGACGAGCAAAUGGCCUUGAUCAAUGAGCUCAAGGCGCAACAAAAGGAGUAUGAAUCGAUUGCCUUUGCCAAAUUCCGAAAGCAGAAUGAAAAGAAAGAAGCUGUUGUGCGGGAGAGCGUGGCUCGCAUCCGGAAUGCUUAUGAGCACUCUGCCCCAGAGAGACAGGAGAAGAUCAACAGCAUGCUGAAGCUGCGACAGGUCAGUCGCCGGAUUGGCAUUUUGUCUUCAUGGAUUGCUGCAUUCGACACCGUCUGUGACUCUUGCGAGAGUGAGACGCCCAUGCAAAACCUCCAGGCCAUCCGGAAGACAGCGCAGGGAAUUCUCCUAGAAUUGGAGAACACUCGACACCAUUACAACCAGCGCAUCGCAAAGAACAACUGGGACCGAGCUAUCAAUACCGCUCUCGACCAUGGUAUCCAGCAGCUUCGGGAAUUCGAUACAAGUGAUAACACCGAUAUUGCAAAUCUUACUCGAGAAGCCGAGCUGUUGAAAGCAAAUGCGGAACGAGAGGCACUUUCCGCUGUUGCCGAGCACGAUAAGGCAGGCGACGUGGCCACGGUGCAAAUGCUCCUUCAGGCCCACUUCGAGACUGUGUCUGCAAUUGAGAAUAUAAUGCAGCUUACCGAGGAGGAAGCCAUCGAAACCGGAAAGAAAAUCUUGACCAAGUUACUCAAUUCUUGCUCCACUGCCGCAUCCAGUGUUGUUAAGCCCGACGGAAACUUUCCUUCAGUGGAAGUGCCUUCCCUGCCCAAGUCCGGAACUCCCAUGCGCCGAAGGAAAUCCAGUCUCGCUGGUGGCGCUUCGAAGAUUCUGAAUCCGCCUGUUAUAAUAGCACCUAACGCAUCGGCGUCCCCCUUGAAGAGCUCUCCACGACGCAGAAAGCUAGGAAUGGCGAAGAAGGGCGUCAGCUUCACUCCUAAGAAAACACAGACCAAGACAACCAAGAGGGCCGUCAGAUGGAAAGAUGAUGAGCAGGACGGUUCUCUGGCCGAAUUCGAGAAGACCCCUAAGAAGGCCGAGUCAAGUCCGGAGAGCUCAUCCGGCGAGCCGCCUCUUCCACGAGUGUCCCCUGUGCCACGAGGAAUUCCUGUUUACACAAAGAAUGUCAACAGGUCUCCUGGGUCUUCUUCCUCUUCCCCAAUUCCACCACCGCCCGAGCCGACACUGAGUAUACACAGCAAGAGCAGCCGAUUUCAGACCGGGUUCCUAGCCAAGAAGUCCAGCGGAUCUCCUGUGCCAGCGACACUGACAAACGUUUCCUCCUCCGAUAACGAGCACUCCCCGCUUCGCGAUAUUAACAAAAACAACUUUCUCAAUCGGCCUUCGCUUGAUCGUCCGUCCCGCAUCGCCGUCCGAACGUCCAGCGGCAGUUACGGCAGCAGCCCCGCCUCAGAUGGCGAGAAGAGCUGGAAGGCAGACAAGGAGGAGGCGAUCAAGAUCAGUGCAGCGAUGAGGCGCAUUUCAGGAGUUCACCUAACGAGAACACCAUGUUUACGGCGUCGCAGGCAAGGAGGAUGGUAA